Leishmania mexicana MHOM/GT/2001/U1103 is the source of this 3834-nucleotide messenger RNA. RefSeq names its product kinetoplast-associated protein-like protein. Bases 1 to 3834 code for a protein of 1277 amino acids. The transcript has a single exon. The record is from RefSeq and is a predicted model, not a curated record. NCBI's taxonomy places the organism in Eukaryota, Euglenozoa, Kinetoplastea, Trypanosomatida, Trypanosomatidae.
AUGGCACCGCGCCGAUCUCGCGCCAAGCGCCUUCACCUCCCCGGUGCGGCUCGGUGCCUUGCAGCACAGCCCUCCGUGACUCCUCAUGUGGCGGUGGCCUCGCCAGUGGCUCCUCCGCCGGCUGCGACCGCGCCUGCAGCGAAACCGCCAAGAUCGGUGGAGCCCCCUGUCGCCGCAUGUGUGCAGCCGGCGGCCACCUUCAUGGUGCCCCCAGCGACCGUUGCGCGAGCGCCAGUUGUCGAGGAAACCCCUGCAGCACCAACACCGAAUUCCACGCCCGCCUCGACGGUCCGUACAAGAGAGCACACAGCCGAGGUACAGUGUCCUCCUGACGUGACGCCGGUUUCUGUUGCCGCAACCGCCUCUGCGGUGCCCACAGGUGAAGCGAUGCCACCAGCUGCUCCAGUAUCAGCAGCGCCAUCGAUGAAUUCACCACGAGCAGGCAUCAGUGCACAUCGUCGACGACUGCGUGCUAAGCGACGCGCAGCUGCGGCGCUCGCGCGCAAAGCUAAGCAUCAUGGAAACACCAUUUCCGCACCGCAGCAGACGGUCAGUCCCUCCACGUCGCCUCAGCCGCCUUCUCCUGCAGCGCCUCCGGAGACGGUGCCUGUUGCAACAGUGGAGGCUCCAGAAGCUGCGGCCGCAGUUGAGCCAACCUCGGUUGCAGCAGCGCCAAACGUUGCGCAAGGGGGCUCCGCGGCGUCAGAGCUAAAGGAGCCAGCAGCUGCUACGGUGAUGUCGUCCCCUCCAGCAUCAACGCCGACUACCACCCCCCACCGCUCCACGAUCAGCCGCAUUCCAAAGAAGCGGAAGUUCUUUGCAGAGCUUGAUCAUGGUGUGGCCCAGCCAGCAGCAGAGGCAACACCACAACCCGCCUUCUCAGAAAGGCAUCUACGGGGCUCAGUCACUGCGGCGGAUGCACUGCCGAGGAGCGAGGUUCCGUCCGCCGUGCCGCCUGUGACACCGACAACAGCAGUGGAGGAAGUCACCAAGAAGACUGCCGCAGUCGUCGAAGCGGUACACGCUCCGGCUGCUGCGCGUCGCAUGGUGACUCACCGCAUUUCAAAGAUGCAUGCUAAAGGAGCAGCGGCGAAGCUCAAGCACAGCAGUGGCAACCUUGUCUCUGCCGAGACUACUCUUGAAGCAGCACCGGCAGUAAUCGCAUCCGUGACCGGAAAAGCACCUGCCCUCAAUGCAUCCACCCUCACGGUGCCGGAGAAGCCCGCGGCACCAACUGCACCCCCCGUGGCGGCGCCUUCUGGGGAGCCUCCGCAGCGUUCUGCUUCCUUGACGCCUCAAUCCACGGCCCCACACGUGACCUCUGCCGCUGCGGUCACCCCGUCGGGUCGUGCCACCAUCAGCCGCAUCGCGAAGAAAAGAAAGCACUUCUUCGCGGAGCUGGAAGAGCCCCCAGCAAGUGCCGCAGCGGCUCUGAACGGCACUGGUGCCACAACUACGACAGCGGGAGCGGAGCCCACGGCGCCGACGGUGGAGGCCGUGGUAGCCCCCCCACUGGCAGCGGUAGCCGCGGCAGACGUGGUGGCGACGAAGGCGACGGCCACGCGGGCGAUGGCGAGGCGUCGAAGCAUGAAGCGGGGAAAGCUCCCGCCGCAGACAGCGGUGGCAGAGGCACCGUCGUCUGCAGAUGCGCUUUCCUCUGAGGCCACUGCACCGACGCCUGCGACGCCAACUGUUGAAGCGACGUCAGCUCCCCUGCCGGAGGCUGUUCAGGGUGCCAAAGUCGCAGCUCCUGCGGAGUCGGUUGGAGAGGCGGUCACGACGGCAGACGCAGGUCGGCCAGUGGAGACCCCCACUCCUCCCGCCGCGCAGCGCAAACUGAGUACCGCGAAGAAGAAGGUGAAGCGCCUAACGGCUGCGGCGAUUCGGCGGCGCGAGAUGGCUGCGUACAAUCGCAUUCCAAAGCGCUUCCGCCCCCCAGUGGUGCCACGAUCGGUGUUCUCUCCGCCGGCGGCAGCGCCGGAGAGCACGCCCGCACCGACAGAUCCCCCAGCGGCUACCGCAGUUGUAGAGGCAGUGGAAGUCAACGAGGCACCGCAGCCAGCGGAGAUGCGCGCAGAGGGACAGGCAGCGGCUGCGGUCGAGACGAUCGUGGAGGCACCCGCAGUGGAGGUGGCGCCGCCUCCACCAGGCGCAUCUACCGCCUCAGCAGCUGCAGCGGUGGAGCCGGAGGUGCCUCUCACCGAGACAACGACGAGUGCAGUCCUCUUCACAGCCCCGGCAGAGGAACAGUGUCUGGUGGGUCAGGCGCCGGCAGCGACGAAGAGCAUGAAGGUGCGCAUUGCACAGUCGAUAAGGAAGCGCUUUUUCACUGCUCUCGAGGAUGUGCCGGCUCCCAGCCCGACGGAGGCGGCGGCCACUGAGACGGCCGCCGCUGCCGCGGAAGCGCAAGCCGCCGUCCCUCAGGCUCGUGCUGCCGUGCAGGCGAUCGAGUCUUCGCCUCAAGUGGCAGUCGAUGGCACGACCGUGGAUGCCGAGCUGGCCGCCGCCGCAGAUGAAGCUGUGGCGCCGAAAAGCACACUUGACCCAGAAAGCAAGGCUGGCUCUGCCACAUCAGCAGUGGAAGCGGCAUCCACCGAGGCGCCGCAGCCGAUGGCGGAUCAUCAGCCCACCGAAAUCACCUCGGCUGAGGAGACCUCCUUCGAGGUCGUCAAAGCACUGCGUACCGGGGGAGUAGGACUUGCCUCGGAGUCGGUCGCGGUGCACACGGACACCCCUGCGCUCCCUCAGAGGAAGGUGGUGCGUGUCACCAAUGUGCGGGACAUGCUGAAGGCGAUUCGCAAGGCAAAGCAGGCUGGCAAGCGGGGGUGCUCAAAGAAGCGUCUUUCCCACAAGCCGCUGUCGCAGCACCUCUCCACCGCCGUCACGGGCGCCGUAGAUGAAACCGUGAAUGCGGAAGCGUCGUCCACGGCCGCAGAGGCAAAUCUACCUGCGGAAGUAGUCGACGCAGGAAUCCAUGCAGCACUGCAGAAAGAAGCGGAGGCGGUGACGGUUGUGGAGGAGACGGAAACCCCCUCAGCGACUGAGCAGCAGACGGUGGUGCAGGCACAGGCGGCGGAGGUUGAGGCGGAGACGUACGCUGAGUCGACAACGACGAUGGCGACACCCGAGGUGACGGAGGCGCGCUCGACAGAGUCUGUGGACAAGGAAGCAGUGCAGCCGCCAGAGGCUCUGCAGCAUGCAGAGAUGCUAGUGUCACCGGCACAAGCGGCAGUCACAGCCCCCGUGAAGGACUUCCUGCCACACGCCUUCUCUUCCCCGUCUCCUGCGCGGCGCCAGGCGGCGAGGCAGAAGAUCAAGAAGCACGCGAAACUGGCCGCAGCACGGCUCAACAAGCGCCAGACUUACACCGUGUCGGCCGCAGCGCCCCUGGCAGCAGCUCACGCCUCCGCUGAAGCCAUGGACGCCCCGCUGGUAGAGGCGGUACAUGCUGCUGCAGAGCCGCCCGUGCCGCCUGCAGAAGAGGCGUCCGCCGCAACUCUUGUGCGCCGUUCCGCGCUGGUGCUGCCAAGCGGCAACGUGGUGGUGGAGUCGUUCACGGACGAUGAGAUGGUGCUGCGUCGCAUGGCCCUUGACGACAGCUGGGAUGUCGGGCUGCGGUUUGACUGGCAGGAGCGCACGCUAGCCAUCUCGUCAUUCCCCACAUUCGAAGAGACGGACAAGCGGUCGGCUCACCCGUUUGUGGAUCGGUUUAAGUCGAAGCCGCGGUGGCUGCUGAAGGAGGUGAACGAGACGAGCGCGGCGCACAUGAGGAAGGCGCUGGACUCCAUGAAUCGGAGUUUGACAGCGCGGUUUGUCUUCCGGCAUUGGAGGUAA